AUGGGUGGUCAUCGUGGAUUACGGGGCCUCAUACAAGCUGUCAAUCCAGAAAUUUCUGUAGAUCAUUGCAUCAUUCAUCGGUACUCUCUUGGAUCGAAAAGCCUGCCUGGUAAUCUGAAGUUAGUGUUUGAAGAUGUGUUGAAAAUCGUCAACUUCAUCAAGUCCAGGGAUGUGAAUUCGCGCAUAUUCAAGGAGCUGUGCAAGGAAAUGGGAGAACAGUAUCAAGUUCUGCUUUACCACACCGAUGUUCGCUGGUUGUCACGAGGCAAGGUUGUACAUCGUGUCAUUGAGCUCCGAAAGGCUAUUCAGGAAUUUCUGGAACAAAAAGGAUCUCCUUUUGCUACCAAGUUCACUGAUAAGGAGUGGCUUGCUCGACUUUGUUACUUGGCUGACAUAUUUGCGGAGCUGAACAGUGGUAAUCUGCAACUCCAGGGCCGAAACACGACUGUCAUUGAUGCCCGUCACACUGUGGCUGCAUUUCUGGCGAAACUGAGACUCUGGAUUCGGCGCUUGGAGAAAGGAGUGAUCGCCCAGUUCCCCACCCUAGACCAGUUUAUUGAGGAGAAUAGUCAUGAUACUGGAUCUCUUCUACAGACCAUCAACAAAGAGAUGAGCGACCAUUUGAAGGGGCUUGAAACAAGCAUGCAUCACUACUUUCCAGAGAGUGACCAAGAAACAGCCAGUCUUCAGUGGAUCAUUCAUCCCUUCUCUGUACCUGAUGAGGCCAUUCAUGAUGAUGAUUUCCCUGCAAAGGAGGUGGAUCACAAUGCGAGCCAAUGA
Molecule: messenger RNA, 780 nt
Organism: Eriocheir sinensis (Chinese mitten crab)
Lineage: Eukaryota; Metazoa; Arthropoda; Malacostraca; Decapoda; Varunidae
Product: protein FAM200B-like
Exons: 1
Coding region: 1-780 (259 amino acids)
Source: RefSeq, a predicted model, not a curated record